AUGGAGUCCACUGACACCACCCCUAGACUCAAGGCUGCCAUUCUGAUCGUCUCCGAUACGGCCUCGCAGGACCCCGCUUCGGACAAAACGGCCAAUGCCCUUGCCCCCAUCCUCGCCGCGGAGGGAAAGUGGGAAACCCCCGCCAUCAAGAUCGUGCCGGACAACGUGUUCCAGAUCCAACAAGCCGUGUGUGAUUGGACAGAUGGUCCCAAUUGGUACAAUCUGGUCCUGCUCAGCGGCGGGACAGGCUUUGCGGUUCGAGAUAACACACCCGAGGCAGUUUCUCCCCUGAUCCAUCGCCAUGCUCCGGGCUUAGUCCAUGGGAUGAUCGCCGCUUCGCUGAAAGUAACGCCAUUUGCGAUGAUGGCUCGUCCAGUUGCCGGUGUUCGUGAUAAGACUUUGAUCAUUACAUUGCCCGGAUCCCCGAAAGGAGCCAUGGAGAAUCUCGAUGCCGUUGUGAAGCUGUUACCGCAUGCCUGCUUGCAGACUGCUGGCGGGAGCUCUCGAACCAUGCAUGCCGGUGGCGUGAAGCAAUUGGAGGCUGAAGCAGGUGUUUCUUCAGCCUCCGAGCAACGGCAGCACGAUCACCACCACGAUCACCAUCACCACCACGGUCAUGGCCAUGGCCAUGGACAUGUAGUCCCCAAAGCACACACCUCCUCAGCAGACCGACCCCAGUCCAAUGACCCAUCCGCUGGUCCUAACCGGCGCUAUCGCUCCUCACCGUACCCAAUGCUCUCCGUAGAGGAAGCCCUUCUUCAGAUCAGCGAGCAUACCCCCGAGCCCACCGUCAUUGAAGCCCCCGUGAACCCCUCUGUCGUGGGUUCAAUCGUUGCCGAAGACGUCUACGCCGCCGAGGCAGUACCAGCGUACAAGGCCAGCAUCGUUGAUGGCUACGCUGUUAUUGCAACAGAUUCCCCCACCGGACCUAGUACGAAAGGCAUUUUCCCCGUAGCAUCAGUCACCCACGCCAACGUCGGUGGAGCGCUACAGCCUCUCCAGCCAGGUACAAUCGCUAGAAUUACCACCGGGGCUCCCCUCCCUCCCAACGCGAAUGCCGUAGUCAUGGUCGAAGACACCGUCCUGGCCUCAUCCACACCGGACGGUACUGAAGAAGCCACUAUCGAAAUCUUGACCGGCGAUAUCAAACCUGGCGAGAACGUCCGCGAGCCUGGUAGCGACGUUACUCUAGGCUCCAAAAUCCUUUCUCGGGGUGACGUGAUUUCUCCCGUUGGCGGCGAGAUUGGCCUCUUGGCUGCCUCGGGUAUUCGAACGGUCAAGGUGUUCAAGAAGCCUCGAGUAGGCGUCCUGAGCACUGGAGACGAAUUGGUGGAGCAUGACGAUCCCCGGACCCUCACUGGUGGACAGAUCCGCGACUCCAACCGUCCGUCCCUCCUGUCCUGUCUCCAAGCCUGGGGCUUCCCCACCGUCGAUCUCGGUAUUGCACGCGACACUCCUGCUGGUGAGAUCGAACAUGCCUUACGCGACUCCCUGCGUGGUGUUGGCCGUGCCUCAUCCAGCGUCGACGUCAUCGUCACUACAGGUGGUGUGUCAAUGGGCGAGCUAGAUCUUCUUAAGCCUACCAUUGAGCGAUCACUUGGUGGCACCAUUCACUUCGGCCGCGUAUCGAUGAAACCCGGCAAGCCGACCACCUUCGCUACGAUUCCAUUCAAAGAAGCUGCGACGAGCGCUACAGAGGGGACCCAGCAAGAACGCACGUCGAAGCUAAUCUUCUCCCUCCCUGGAAACCCAGCCUCUGCCUUGGUGACCCUGAAUCUAUUUGUUUUGCCCUCGCUGCACAAGCUGUCUGGCCUUGGGGAGAGCUCACAGGCGCUGGCUACGAAGCCCUGGAUGGCACCCCAACUUGGCCUUCCUCGUGUGGCGGUCGUCUUGACACACCACUUCCCUCUGGAUCCCAAGCGCACCGAAUAUCACCGCGCGGUUGUCACUGCCUCGCGCUCCGACGGCCGAUUGUAUGCCACCAGCACCGGUGUCGGUGGCACUGGUCAGCGAAGCUCGAGGGUUGGUAGCCUCGCAUCGGCCAACGCUCUAGUUGUUCUGCGUCCCGGCCGCGGUGUUGGUAUCAAGGGGGAGAUUGUGGAGGCACUGAUGAUGGGACCUGUUUACGGUUGCGAUACCCGCCUCAUUUGCUAA
This is a messenger RNA of Penicillium daleae, 2154 nucleotides long. RefSeq names its product bifunctional molybdopterin adenylyltransferase MobB/molybdopterin molybdotransferase MoeA family protein. The coding region runs from base 1 to 2154 and encodes 717 amino acids. NCBI's taxonomy places the organism in Eukaryota, Fungi, Ascomycota, Eurotiomycetes, Eurotiales, Aspergillaceae. The record is from RefSeq and is a predicted model, not a curated record. Gene Ontology annotation, cellular component: cytosol; cytoplasm. Gene Ontology annotation, molecular function: molybdopterin molybdotransferase activity. Gene Ontology annotation, biological process: molybdenum incorporation into molybdenum-molybdopterin complex; Mo-molybdopterin cofactor biosynthetic process. The transcript is spliced from 4 exons.